AUGGAUGAAGUAGAUGAUGUUGAUUAUAUAUAUGAUGAGGACAAAAUAAGGUUCAAUCAAAAGGUUAGGAAAAGGAGAGAACAUAAUAAGCCUACAAAGGCAAGACAACAACGUCAGCAACAACAUCAACAACAUCAGAGUCUAAAAGUUGUUAAACAUGGUAUAGAGUUUCAAAAGUUAAAGGAGGAGGUCGAGAGUCUAAGAGAACAGAACCAAGCAUUAGAGUCAUACUUGGGCAUUGAUAAAUAUCAACAACGCAAUUCUUAUCAACUUAAAGAUGUUGCAGACAGUUUAAUUCCACCCUUUGUCAGAGUGACGACAGGCAAGAAUGCCGGUGUCUACAAGUGCGAUGGAUGGGUAGACGAUGGACAACACAUAUCCAUCUCACUGCCCAAUGGCAGACAAUACCUACCUGUGGUACCGAGCAAUGAUAUCAAGUAUCUGUUCCCUACUUCUUCGAAUGGGGAGUGUAGCAUAAACAAGAUUGCAAGAUCAACGACCAACGCCAAACCAUUGAUGAAGGACUUGUCGAGGACAUCUGGACAUGGCUGA
Molecule: messenger RNA, 552 nt
Organism: Acytostelium subglobosum LB1
Lineage: Eukaryota; Evosea; Eumycetozoa; Acytosteliales; Acytosteliaceae
Exons: 2
Coding region: 1-552 (183 amino acids)
Source: RefSeq, a predicted model, not a curated record